AGCAGAGCUCUCCGGUCAACUCAUCUCAUUAUCUGAGAGCGGAGGGAGAGCAGAGCAGAGCAGAGCAGAGAGGAGAGGAGUGAGACGCUGCUGUGCGGUUAGACGGAUAGAAACAAAGAUGUUCCUCCAUGAAAAUCGUUUAUUUUAGGUUAAUGGUUCACGUCUGAAGCGGUGAUCGCAGCUGGUGGCGGCCAGCUGAGGCAGAUGAGUCUGCAGCGUCUCUGGUGGUUCUGACGAGUCUUUGUUCGGCUGUGGCAUCUCUCCUUCACCUCAUGGAGCGUACAGAGAUGGAGCACAGGUCAGACGACGAGGCUGACUAUGAGGACGAGGAGGUGGACCCCAGAAUACAGGGGGAGCUGGAGAAACUAAACCAAUCCACCGACGACAUCAACAGAUGUGAGACGGAGCUUGAGGAUUCAAGGCAGAAGUUCCGCUUAGUGCUGGUGGAGGCGACGGUGAAGCUGGAUGAGCUGGUGAAGAAGAUCGGGAAACCAGUGGAGGAAUCAAAGCCUUACUGGGAGGCCCGCAGAUUGACCAGACAGGCCCAGCUGGAGGCCCAGAAGGCGACUCAUGACUUCCAUCGAGCCACUGAGGUUCUGCGGGCAGCGAAGGAAACCAUCUCCCUGGCUGAGCAGAGGCUGCUGGAGGAGGACUACCGGCAGUUCGAUUCUGCCUGGCAGGAGAUGCUGAACCACGCCACACAGCGGGUGAUGGAGGCGGAGCACACCAAGACAAAGAGUGAGCUUUUACACAAGGAGACGGCGGAGAAAUAUACAGCAGCCGUCGCCUGCAUGAAGCAACUGGAGAAGAAAAUGAAAAGAACCAUCAGCAAGUCCAAGCCCUACUUUGAGAUGAAGGCAAAGUACUACCUGCAGCUGGAGAACCUAAAAAAGAACGUGGAUGAGCGACAAGCCAAACUGUCUCAGGCCAAAGGAGAGUACAGGACAGCUCUGAAGAACCUAGAGAUGAUCUCUGAUGAAAUCCACGAGCGCCGCAGGAGCUCCACGAUUGGACCUCGCAGACCGGGAGUUGGGGCUGAAGGGGACAGCAGUUCUGGGGACGACAUUUCCAGCUUCAAGAUAGAGUCAGACGGAAUAUCCAUGGCCUCGGAGUGUUUCGACGAUGAACCGUGCAGGGGGAGCAGCAUCAUGUCAGAGGAAGACUCAGAGACUCGGUCCACCGGCAGCCUCGGUUCAACCCCCAGCAGCCCUCAGGAGCUGCUGUCACCAUGCACCUUUGCCAGUUCCUCAACCUCCUCUGGAACAUCUUCAUCUGACUCUCCGUCACCCACACCCUCCUUGUCUUCCUCCACGUCUUCCCCAGCUCUUGUGUCCCGGCCCUGCAGUCUGGACCUUCCCAGCACCGUGUCACUAUCGGACUUCGGCCUGAUCUCACCAGUGCUCGGGCCUCGGAGCGAGUGCAGCGGGGCUUCAUCACCUGAGUGUGACCUGGAAAGAGGUGACAGAGCUGAAGGUGCAGAGGGAGAUCUGGACAACCCUCCGACUGGAAACGUCAUCUCAACUAUCAACGCCAAGAAGAACUUUAGCCUUGAGGCACGCUUCAGCUUCCUCAACCUGGGACGUCCUCGAGUCGGUAACACCAAAAACAAGGAGAACUGUCCCCAGAAGACUGAUCCGGGGCAAACGGAUGUUCUCGUCAAAAGAGUCUGAGGAGCAAAAGGAGAACAUGUCAGAGGAACUGUGGUUAUGCAGAGACUCUUUCUGAACUAAAAACUACUGGAACUCCUCUGGGCUGUUUAUAAAAUACUUCUCACUUCUGUAGUCCAACUCCACACUUCAUGGUCAAACAGAAACUUGAAAUAUUUGGUGUAAAUUAAGCUUCUUUACAGCCUUGACACAUUCAUGGACUCCCAUACCAGAGAUGUAGCAAACUCUGGUAAAUUAUGUAAUAAACAAAUAAGUACAAUUUUUCUCCAUUUUAUAUUACAAAGCAACAAACCAACUGCCUGCAGAUAAAACUUAGACCUGACCAGUCAGCUCUUGAAUUAUAUAUAGCAGUUAGUACAGUUAAAUGGCACACAGAAGGCUGCUUAGCUCAGCGUUUAAAGAAAGUUGGGAUGCAGUAGAGGAAAAACAACUUGCCUUUAGUCUUAUACCCUACGAUGCUCCUGUUUUAUAAGACAAUGUUGUGUUACGAUGUUGUGUUUGAUGUUAAAAUGUAAAAAAAAAAAAAAAAACUGUUUCUGGGACACAAACUGCAGAUCAGCAAAAUGAAAGCUUCAGCUUCUUAUUUGUAUUUUACCCCUCUUCGUGGUCUAGAUUUCUCAGUGCACAAGACAUUGGUAAACAUGUAUACUUUAAUCACAAAUUGUGCAAUUUACCUUGAAUAUAGAAUAAAGAAGUUGACAAGUUG
Messenger RNA from Girardinichthys multiradiatus, 2373 nucleotides. RefSeq names its product SH3-domain binding protein 5b (BTK-associated) (gene sh3bp5b). Bases 273 to 1670 code for a protein of 465 amino acids. NCBI's taxonomy places the organism in Eukaryota, Metazoa, Chordata, Actinopteri, Cyprinodontiformes, Goodeidae. Gene Ontology annotation, molecular function: protein kinase inhibitor activity. The record is from RefSeq and is a predicted model, not a curated record. Gene Ontology annotation, biological process: negative regulation of protein tyrosine kinase activity; intracellular signal transduction. Gene Ontology annotation, cellular component: cytoplasm. The transcript has 9 exons.